CGACGACCAAGCAGUUGCGAGUUGGCCCGACGGAAAGAACGAGCCGGCCGCGAUGGGAGAUGCUGCGGAAGGGUCGGGAAACAACAAGAAGGAGAUCCAGCCCGCCAAGUUCAUCGAGCUCCGCGUGGCGACCGCGUUCGGGGGUGGGCCCAAGUUUCUGGCCAAGUACGAGACCGAGCCAAACGAGAUCUGCAUCAAGGAGUUCAUCGAGAACGAAGAUCUGACGUGUCUGCUCUUCUCGGGCGACAACAUAAUAGCAUCGACCAAGAUGCCAGGGUCCCUCCAGCGCGGCAAAACCAUUAGCUUUCACAAAAUGCAUAAAUGCGUCCUCACCCCCAAGAACAUUUUGAGCGACGUCCUUGUGAGCGAACUCGGCACGAGCACACUCGAGCAUCUCGAGAAAUUGGUGUCCGAGAUCUACUUGCCCAUCUUUUCCAACCCGACCAACCAAGACGGUUGGGGCGAAGUCGCGUCCAAGGAGGUUGUGGACAAGUUUCAUUCGUACAUGGCGACGGUGUCCAUCAUCUCGGGGGCUAUCAAGGGCGAGACGUGCCUGCCGCUCCCGCCUGUCGACGGCAACUCGGCCAACCUCAAGAACAAGAUCUCGCUGUUGGAAGGAUCCAUCGUUACCUGGACCAAGCAAAUCAAGAAUGUGCUCAAGCAGGACCCGGAGGAGCUGCUCAAGCAAGGGCUAAACCCCACACCAGACGCCGAGAUUGAGUUUUGGAAGCUGAAGGCGGCGAAUUUGAACUCGAUUUUCGGCCAGCUCCAAAGCAAGCGCGUGCGCAAAAUUUUGACGGCGCUCGAUCGCAGCAAGAGUACAUACUGCACCACCUUUGCGCGGCUGUGCAAGGAAGUGUUUACGGCGCGCAUCGAAGCAAAUGACAACACAAAGUACCUCAGGACGCUCGAAGAGUGGUUCCACCGACUCAAUAACGACGAGGACUUUCCAAACCUGACUGAAGUGUUCAAGCCCAUGCUGCACAUCAUUUUGCUCAUCUGGAAAAACUCCAAGCACUACAACACGCCCGCCCGCCUCGUCGUCCUCAUCCGAGAGAUAUGCAACUCGCUCAUCAACCAAGCCCGGCGAUACCUGAGCGGCGAAAUGAUCUUUGGCUUGAUCGACCAGGACGAAGCGGGGCAGGCUGUUGAGCAGCUCAAGACAACGCUCCAAGUGUGUACUACAUUCAAGAGCAUCUACUUCGACUACAAAGCGACCGCAAACGCCGAAUGCCCGAGCAAUCCGUGGCGCAUCCAAAACAACGCGCUGUUUGUUCGACUCGACUCGUUCCUGGAGCGGUGCCACGAUAUCCUGGACCUGACCCAAACGAUCGUUCAGUUUAGUAAACUGAGCAAGAUGGAAGUCGGCGGCACCAAGGGCAAGACGCUCACGAUGAGUGUGCAGCAGAUCCACCACGACUUUACGGACGCCGUCAACACGUUCAAGAAGGUCUCGCAUGACAUUAUGGACGUCGGUGCGACGAAAUUUGACGACAACUUUUAUGAAUUUCGGUGCAAAAUCAAAGAGCUCGAGCGGCGGCUCGGGUCGGUUCUGACACAGGGCUUUGACGACUGCUCGACUGUGUUUGGCCGAUUCAAGCUCCUCGAUUCGUUUGAGGGUCUGCUCAAUCGCCCGAUCAUUCAAGACGAGCUCGAGAAGAAGCACGUGGCGCUGGUCCAAGCAUACGGCCAGGACCUCAAGCACGUCCAGGAACUGUUCCUGCACAGCCGGGAUUCGCCACCAAUCUCUUGGAACUUGCCGCCCAUCUCGGGCGCGCUCACGUGGUGCCGCGGGCUCAUCGAACGCAUCGAACACCCGAUGAAGAAACUCAAGGAGCUCAACCACAACGUGAUGGAGCGAGAAGAGGCCAAGGAAGUGUACAAAGUGUACGGCACCGUCCUUGCGUCCCUCCAAGAGUACGAGAACCAAAAGGUCGAAGAGUGGAGCCGCGACGUGGAGGCGAGCUCCCAGGCCAAGCUGAAGCUCCCGCUCAUCGUGCGCAACCCCCACACCCGCGUCCUCAAAGUAAACUUCGACCCGGCGCUCGAGAAGCUCUUGCGCGAAGUCCGGUACCUAAAAUGCCUCGGGCUGGACGUGCCGCAGUCGGCGCUUCAGAUCUUCCAGAAGGAAGAAGUGUUCCGCAAGUACAAGGGAGAUUUAAUGUACAUCGUGGACCCGUACAACUCGAUGAUCGAAGGCCUCCACCCGGUCGAGGAGCCCCUCGUGCGCAAGCACAUCAACAACAUCGAUGCGAGUGUGGGUCGUGGCAUCGAAGAGCUCAACUGGAAGAGCAACGGCGUCGAGACAUUUAUCGAGGACUGCCGCAAGUGUGUCGAGAGCGCCAACGAAGUUGUGACAAACCUCAAGGAGAACUUGACAACAAUCGAAACAACACUGACGACGUGGAACCAGCCGCUGCUCGAACGCCAGGCCAAGCCGAUCGCAGCCAACGAGCACGAACGCUUGCACAAGAGCUCGAUUGCGCAGCGCACACUCAAGAUCCGCGAAGGCGCAUCCGAGAUUCACCGGCGACUCAAGCAGUCCAACGCUGGCAUUGCUGGCGUCAACUCGGCGCAGUGGAAAGCGUAUGUCGACUACGUCAACAACAUCGUGGUCGGCGGCGUCGCGCGCGUGAUUUGCUCGAGCCUCGAAUUCCUCGCCAAGCAACUCGAGCCGAAUCAAACCCCGGCGAUCGCCGCGCCGGUCAAGGACGACAAGGAGUCGAAGAAGGAAUCCAAGGACGCCGGCGCCGCCACAAGGCUGCCCAUGCUCGAAAUCAAACUCGACUUGAUCUCGAACCGCGUCCAGUUCAACCCGUGCCUGACCGAGAACAACGGGAAAGGACUCCGCGAUACGAUUCAGAUGUGGAUCAACUCGUUUUUCAACGUCGCGACCGCCGUGCGACGCCUCGAUUCGGACGGCGGCGGCACGUACCUCAAGGAAAUGCACAGCGACAUGAACAUUUGCAUGCAGCUCGCCACGAUCAGCGAAUACCUCCAGGAGAACGAGGACCAGCUGAACGCGUUCAAGAAAAAAUACGACAACUACUCGUACCUGUGGGAGGCCAACAUGGACGACGUGUUUGCCGCGUUCUUGCAGGGCGCGCAGUACGUGAGCAGCUACGGCGCCACCAUGCUCAACCUGACGCGGUUCAACGAAGAAAUCACCAAAUAUUCGCGCGUGUCAAACGAGAUCGCCAACUUAACGACGCCGUCCGACGUGGGAUGGCUCCGAGUCAAUUCGCAGCCGAUCAAGACGGCCAUGGUGUCAUGGGUGAGCAAGUGGGUGUAUCAAUACACAACGUACUUGUACCAGCACGUCGUGACCAAGCUGAGUUCGCUGCACAAGUUUAUGGAAGUCGUUCUCAAGGGCCUGGAAGAGGAAGUUGUCGAGAAGAACAAGGAGGCGCUGAUGCGCGUGAUGACGCAUAUUCGAGACGUCCGCAAGCAGAUUGACGCGACGAACGAAAUGUUUGAUCCGCUGCGGCAGGCCGUCCACCUCCUCAAGACGCACGGGGUGAACGUCGACGAGUACAAAAUUGCCGACCAGACGAUCCAGGAUUACCUGGAAGCGGCGCCGCUGCAGUGGGAAGGCAUCGUGAACAAAACGUUCAAGAAGAAGGAAGAGAUCAUGCCGCUCCAGAUGGCCGAAGUCGAAUCGAUCAAGGGCGACUUGGAGUCGUUUUACCUCGACAUGCGCAAAUUUCGCAACGAUUUCCGCGCGCAUGCGCCGUUCACGUUCUCGGGCACGCCGGACGAAGCGUACAAAAAGAUCGACGACUACGCGGUCCGCCUCGCGGAAAAGGUCAAGCAGGCGAAGCAGUUCAACGAGCUCGAGGAACUGUUUGAGCUCCAGGUGAGCAAGUACCAAGAGACUACGGACACGCAGUACGAGCUGCAGCAGCUCAAAAAGGUGUGGGACCUCAAAGACUUUGCGCUCAACACGUUCAGCGACUGGAAGCGCGCGCUGUGGGUCAAAAUCGACACGGAAGGGAUGGAAGCAUUCACGCGCAACUUUAUGAAGCAGAUGAAGAUGGAAAGCAACGAGCACCAGAUCAUCAAACAAUGGCAGACGUACAAAGACACGGAGCAAAUGGCAAAGAACAUGUCGACGAUCUUGCCAUUGAUCAACGAUUUGCACUCGGAGGCGAUGCAAGAUCGGCACUGGAAGGCGCUGUCCGCGCUGUGCAAGGUGAAAGCGAUCGAUCCAAAGGACCCCAAGUUCAGCUUUGCCGACCUCCUCAAGUUGGAGCUCCACUUGCAUGUGGACGACGUUGGCGAGAUCGUCGAGACGGCCAACAAAGAACAGAAGAUCGAGAAGAAGCUCACGAUGAUUGAGGAACUGUGGCGCGGCCUCACCCUCGAUUAUGUUCCGCACAAGGACUCUGGCACGUUCGUCAUCAAGCCGUCCGAAGUCGUCGUCGAAUCCCUCGAGAGCAAUCAGCUCGAGCUGCAAACGAUGGUCGGGAUGGGCAAAUUCGUCGAGUUUUUCAAAGAGCGCGUGCUGACGAGCCAAAAGAGUCUCGGCCACGUCGAAGAAGUGUUGAAAGAAUGGGUCAGUGUUUCCAAGCAGUGGGCAUCGCUCGAGAGCAUCUUUCUGAGCUCCCCCGACAUCCGCAACCAGCUGCCCGAUGACACACGGACGUUCGAGAGCAUCGACUCCAACUUUAAGGACCUCAUGAAGAACGCCGUGUGCGAGCCAAACGUAGUGAUGGCGUGUACGGUUGAAAACCGCCUCGAGAGUCUCAAGGAAAUGACCGCGAUGCUCGAAAAGUGCCAAAAGUCCCUCAACGAGUACCUGGACAAGAAGAAGAAGAUUUUCCCCCGCUUCUACUUUGUCUCGAACGUCGCGCUCCUCGACAUUCUGUCCAACGGAAACAACCCGAAGAAGAUCAUGCCGUUCUUGGGCGACUGCUACGAUUCGCUCACAAACUUGAUCUUUGAAGACGGAAGCCCGAACACGGCGCACACGAUGAUUGCCAAGGACAAGGAACAAGUGAAACUCCCCAAGAUCUUUGUCAUGGCGGGGGCGGUCGAGUGCUGGCUGAAUGACCUGACCGAGGCCAUGCGGUACUGCAUCAAGAAGGAAAUGCACGACUCGAUCGAGACAGCCGCCAACUGGGACGUUGAAAAGCCGCGCCACUUGUGGCUCUUUGACUACUCGGCCCAAGUCGUACUCAAUUCGACGCAGAUCUACUGGACAGAGGAGACCGAGAUGGCGCUGGAAGAGUUUGAAAACGGCCAGGAAGACUCGGUCAAGCGGUACCUGGCCACGUGCAACCAGCGCCUCGAGCACCUGAUCAACCUCGUGCUGGGGGAGCUGAAGAAGGGCGACCGAUGCAAAAUCAUCGCGUUGAUCACGCUCGAUGUGCAUUCCCGCGACGUUGUCAAGAAACUCGUCGACGAAAAGGUCGAAGGGCCGCUGAGUUUUCUGUGGCAGCAGCAGCUCCGCUUUAUUUGGCGACAGGAAACGAUGGACGUCGACAUCCGCAUCACGGACUUUCGGUCCAAGUACUCGUACGAGUGGAUCGGCAACACGGGGCGCCUCGUCAUCACGCCGCUGACAGAUCGAUGCUACAUCACGCUCACGAUGGCGCUGCGGCUUUUCCUCGGUGGGGCGCCCGCCGGACCUGCUGGCACGGGCAAAACGGAAACCACAAAGGAUCUCGCCCGCGCCAUGGCGCUGUGUUGCUACGUCUUCAACUGCUCGGACCAAAUGAAUUACCAGACGAUGGCCGACAUUUUCCGGGGGCUGUGCCAGACCGGAACAUGGGGCUGCUUUGACGAGUUCAAUCGCAUCAACAUCGAAGUGCUGUCGGUGGUGGCGACGCAGGUCAAGUGUGUGCAGGACGCGAUUGUAUUCAACGCAGUGCCGGCCAACCGCGAGGAAAAGUACCGCCACAUCGCCGCGGGAACGCCGCCCGUGGUUGUCGGCGAGUUUGAGUUUAUGGGAGCAUCCGACCGCAUCACGCUGAUCCCGACCUGCGGCUUCUUCAUCACGAUGAACCCGGGGUACGCCGGUCGCACGGAACUGCCAGAGAACUUGAAGGUCCUCUUCCGGUCAUGCGCCAUGAUUCGGCCCGACUUGCGGCCCAUCUGCGAAAACAUGUUGAUGAGUGAAGGGUUUCAGCAGGCGCGGACGCUCGCGAUCAAGUUUGUCACGCUGUACCAGCUCAGCUCGGAGCUCCUGAGUAAACAGUUCCACUACGAUUGGGGCCUCCGUGCCGUCAAGUCGGUGCUCCGCGUCGCCGGCAUUCUCAAGCGCGCCGAGCCCGACGUCGAGGAAGAUAAAGUCCUCAUGCGGGCGCUGCGUGAUUUCAACACGCCCAAGAUCCCGCACGUCGACACGUCCAUCUUUUUGCGGCUCAUCAACGAUCUCUUUAUUGGCGUCGAAGUCGCGCCCAAGGUCAACAACGAACUGCGCGAGAAAACCGUGAUUGUGUGCAAGCAAAACAACCUGCAGUCGGACGAGUCGGUCAUUCUCAAAGUGUGCCAGCUCCAGGAACUCAUCGACGUCCGGCACUCGGUCAUGCUGCUCGGAUCGGCCGGCUGCGCCAAGACCACAACGUGGCAAACUCUCGCCAAGUGCUGGAACCUGAACAAGGACAAAAAGAUUUGUGUUUAUGAGACACUCAACCCAAAGGCGGUCACGUCGGACGAGUUGUACGGGUACAUGACGCUGUCCAAAGACUGGAAGGACGGUGUCAUCUCGAUCAUCAUGCGCGGGAUGGCCAAAAACUACGCGGAGCAAGGGUUUUACGAAAGCCAGAGCUACAAGUGGGUCGUGCUCGACGGCGACAUUGACGCCGUGUGGAUCGAGAGCAUGAACACUGUCAUGGACGACAACAAAGUUCUCACGCUCGUGUCGAACGAGCGCAUUCCGCUCUCGGACGCGAUGCGCAUGAUCUUUGAGAUCAACUCGCUCAAGAACGCUACGCCCGCGACCGUGUCCCGCGCCGGCAUUCUCUUCAUCAACGAAAUCGACAUUGGGUGGCGGCCGUUCAUGGAGUCGUGGGUCGCGCGCCGGGAAGACGAGAUCGAACGCACGUACCUCCCCGGCCUUUUUGACAAGUACAUCGAAGCGACGAGCGAAAUGACGCGCAAGGGAUUCAAGCAAGUGUCGCCCGUGCGCAUUAUCAACCAAGUGAGCACGAUCUGCUACCUCCUCGAGGGCCUCUUUACCGAGAUCCCACCCGAAAAGAAAACACAGGAAGUCAUCGAGUACGUGUUUGUGUUUUGCGCAACGUGGGCGUUUGGCGGGCCGUUCAUCGUGGACAAGAGCGUCGACUACCGCAAGAACUUUAGCGAGCUCUGGAUGGCCACAUUCACGACAGUCAAGUACCCCAAGGAAGGCACGUGCUUUGACUACUUUUACAACUACGACACGAACGAGUUCGACCACUGGAGUACAAAGGUGCCCAAGUACGUCCCGGCGCCGAUCGGGAAUGGCGCGGCCGACACGCCGUUUUCCAACAUCGUGAUCAGCACCAUCGACUCGAUCCGCCUCACGCGGCUCGUGUCUGUGUUGGUGAAUCGGCAGCGGCCGGUGCUGCUCGUCGGUGGGGCUGGCACCGGCAAGACCACGAUCCUCAAGAGCUUCCUCCGUAGCCUCGACGAGGACAUGCUGCACACGUGCAUCAACAUGAACUACUACACGGAUUCGUUCAAACUCCAACAGCAGCUCGAGCAAGUUAUCGACAAGCGCAGCGGGCGCAUGUUUGGCCCGCCCGCGACGAAGCGGCUCAUCUACUUUAUCGACGAUUUGAACUUGCCCUACAUUGAAACGUACGGGACGCAAAACUCGCUCGCGCUCAUGCGACAGCACAUGGACUAUAAGACGUUCUUUGACCGCGUCGACCUGGGUUUCCGCAAAGAGAUUGUCGAUGUGCAGUACCUGUCCGCGAUGAACCCGACCGCCGGCUCGUUCAUCAUCGACGAGCGGCUGCAGCGGCACUACGCGCUUUUUGCGUGCAUGAUGCCAAGCAAAGACGACCUCAAGACCAUCUACAACAGCAUCUUGAAGGGCCACUUUGGGUUUGGGUUUUCACCGACGUUGGUUAACGCAAGCGACAACUUUGUCGCGGUCAGCAUCGCGGCGCACGAAGACAUUUGCAACAAAUUUUUGCCGAGCGCGACCAAAUUCGUGUACAACUGGAACAUGCGCGAGCUCAGCAACAUCUUUCAAGGCCUUGUCCGCGCCAAGGGCGACUUUUACCCGACCGUCGAGUCGUUUGCGCGGCUUUGGAUCCACGAGUGCACUCGCGUGUUUUGCGACCGCAUGAUCAACAACGAGGACGUUGACAAGUUUACGGAACGCAUGCGCGAGAUCAGCAAAAAGUUUCUCCCUGACGUCGACCAGGAGAAGCUCUUCCCGAAGCCAUCGUCUGGCGACGACAGCGAUGGCGCCGGCAUCGUGAACAUUUUUACAUCGUUCGCCACGCCCGUGGCCGGCAGCGAUACGCCGUACCUCCCGAUCGUGUCGAUGAAGCAGCUCAACAAGGUCCUGUCUGACCAACUCGACGACUACAACCAAAAGUACUCGAUGAUGAAUUUGGAACUGUUUGACAACGCGAUGGAGCACGUGGCGCGCAUUUGCCGCAUCAUCGGGAGUCCCGGUGGCAACGCCAUGCUGAUCGGGGUCGGCGGGUCCGGCAAACAGUCGCUCAGUCGCCUCGCGUCGCACAUUGCUGGCUUUGACGUUCGGCAGCUGAGCGUCACGUCCAACUUUAAGAUCGAGGACUUGAAGGAAAGUUUGGCCGAGAUGUUUAAAGCGUCCGGCGUCGCCGGUCUGCCGAUUGUGUUUUUGAUCACGGACUCGCAGAUCGUGAACGAGCGCUUCCUCGUAUACAUCAACGACAUGCUGAGCUCGGGAUGGAUCCCGGACCUGUUUGCAAAAGAUGAAAUCGACGGCCUCCUCAACGGCCUGCGCACCGAAGCCAAGUCGCAAGGAGUCCCCGACACGCCGGAAACCCUCAUGGACUUUUUACUCCUCCGCAUCCGACUCAACUUUCGCAUCAUCAUGUGCUUCUCGCCAGUCGGCGCGGUCUUCCGCGUGCGCGCGCGCCGCUUCCCUGGGCUCGUCAACUGCACCGUCAUCGAUUGGUUCCACCCGUGGCCGCGGGAGGCCCUCGUACGUGUGGCCACGAGUUUCCUGGAGAAAGUCGACGACUUGGGCGACGCCGCGCUCAAGAAGAGCAUUGCCAACCACAUGGCCGACGUCCACAUCAGCGUGACCGACAUGAGUAAAAAGUACUUUGAAACGCAGCGUCGGUACAACUACGUUACGCCCAAGAGUUUUCUCGAGCUCAUUAGCUUUUACGAGAUCCUGCUUGGCCAGAAGAAACAAGAAAUCCAGCGCCAGAUCACGCGCCUCGACGACGGGCUGAGCACGCUGCGGAAAACAUCGGCGGACGUGGCUGAACUCCAAGUCGACUUGAAGCAAACGAUGCUGAUUGUGGCGGAAAAACAAGCGUCGACGGACCUGUUGCUCGAGCAGAUGGGCAAAGAAAAAGCCGGCGCCGAGAUCCAGCAGGAAAAUGCCAACAAAGAAAAGGUCAAGGCCGAAGCCGCGAGCGCAUCUGCCCAGGAGCUAUCGACGCAAGCCGAGAAGGAACUCGGCGCGGCAAAACCUGCCAUGGACGCUGCUGCCGCCGCCGUCGAUUGUUUGUCAAAAGCUGCGAUCCAAGAACUCAAGUCGUUGCCCAAACCUCCCGCCGGCGUCGACCUCGUUACGAAAGCGUGCUUGAUUCUGGUCGAGAAGGAGUACAAGAACCAUAAAUGGGACCGCGCCAAGAAGAUGAUGAAUAAUCCCGGCGCGUUCCUCGACAGUUUGAAGGUAUUUCGCGGCGAAGACAUCCCGGAGGCCGACAUUGGGCGCGUCGAGCCCAUGAUUGCCGACCCCGAGUUCACGGCGGAGAAGAUGGCGUCCAAGUCGGCGGCCGCCGCAAAUUUGUGUUCGUGGGUCGUGAACAUUUAUACAUUCAAUCGGAUUUACGUACGCGUCAAGCCGCUCAUGGACUCGCUCGAGUCGUCUCGAAAGAAGAAAGAAGAGGCAGAAGAGACGCUGGCCAAAGCGAUGAGCCAAGUCGCUGAAGUUCAGCGGCGGUUGGAAGUGCUCGAGGACACGCUCCGGCAAGCCACAGAGGAGAAACUCCAGGUCGAACUGAUGAAGCAAAAUUGCGAGAAUCGGCUCGUGUUGGCAGGAAAGCUCGUAAACGGCCUCGCGAGUGAAAACGAACGGUGGGGAGUCGAGAUCGGCCAGCUCCGCAACAAUGCAGUCAUGGUGGUUGGGAAUUCGCUGCUCGCUGCCGCGUUUGUGUCGUACAUUGGCGCAUUUGACCAACAGUUCCGAAAGGAUUUGUGGUUCACGACGUGGGUGCCGGACUUGGUGUCCAAGGCAAUUCCGUUGACAGAAGGGAUCGAUCCCCUCAGCAUGCUCACGAACGAAGGAAAGAAUGCCAAAAUGAUGAGCGAGGGUUUGCCUGCCGAUCGCAUUUCGAUCGAAAACGGAUCGAUCAUCACCAACUGCAAGCGGUGGCCGCUCAUCAUUGACCCGCAGCUGCAAGGGAUCAAGUGGCUCCGCGAAAAGGAAAAGCAUCGCGAGUUGGUCGUGAUCCAGCUCACGCAAAACCAGUGGCUUCGCAAGAUGGAGACCGCCAUCGUGAAUGGCCACGUUGUCAUUGUCGAGAACAUCGGGGAAGAGAUCGACGCGACUCUCGACCCGGUGCUAGCCCGCGCCGUCUACCGCAAGGGCUCGAGCGCCAACCUGUACCUCAAAUUCUCGGGCGAAGAGGUCCAGUACGAGCCGUCGUUCUUCAUGUACUUGCAGACGAAGCUGAGCAACCCGCACUACAAGCCCGAGAUUGCUGCGCAGUGCACGCUUAUCAACUUUAUUGCGACCGAGAGCGGGCUCGAAGAUCAGCUCCUGCAGAAGGCCGUCAACAAGGAGCAGCCCGAGCUGGAGAAGCAAAAGCAGGAACUCGUGCUGGCGUUCCAAAAGUUCAAAAUCGACCUGGUCGAACUCGAAGAUCAGCUACUGGAACGACUUGCUAACGCCCCCGAUGACAUCCUGAGCGACGUUCCUCUGAUCGAGUCGCUGGAAGAAACAAAGAAGAAGGCGACGGACAUUGCGAUCUCGGUCAAGAAGAACCAGGAAACCGAGAUCGUUAUCAACAACACGCGAGAGCUGUACCGCCCGGUCGCGGCGGAAGGCGCGAUGCUGUACUUUUUGCUCACGACGUUGUGUGCAAUCGACCACAUGUAUCGGUACUCGCUCGACUCGUUCGUCACAUUCUUUUUUGCAUCCAUCGACCGUGCGACGCCCGCCGAGAAGCAGUCCGAUCGUGUGCUGAACCUGCGCGAGUCGCUUCGGAUCACAGUCUUCACGUGGGUGUCUCGAGGGCUCUUUGAGUCGCACAAGCUCAUCUUCCUCAGCCAGCUCACAUUCAACCUCAUGAAGCGCGGUAUCCUUGGCGAGGAAGUUCGCAUCGCCGACACGUACAUGCAAUUCUUGUUGCGUGGCCCCAAGAAGACGGGGUCCGCCGACAGCGAUGCAAAUCCCAUCGACUGGCUCCCGAACGCGCAAUGGUAUUCGAUCCAGGCGCUCGCGACGCUGGAAGAGUUCAACAAGAUGCCGCAGGACCUGAAAGAAGCGUCGUCGCGGUUCCGGGAAUGGUACAACCAUGUGACCCCCGAGAGCGAAAAGUUGCCGCUGGACUGGGCUGGUCUCGACCGCACGCCGUUCUUGAAGCUCCUCGUCGUGCGGUGCUUGCGCCCGGAUCGAAUGACGUCGGCCGUGUCCGAGUUCAUUCGGCACGUCCUCCCGAACGGAUCCAUGUACUGCGACUGCGACUCGUCGCUCAACUCGACGCAAGUGAUGGACAACAGCUACCUUGACUCGACGCCGACGACGCCGCUCUACUUUAUUCUGUCCCCUGGGGCGGAUGUCGUCGCCGGGCUAGACAAGCUCGCCGUCAAGUACGGGUUCGAACGAGGGGUGUCGUACCACAACGUGUCGAUGGGCCAAGGGCAGGACGUGUUUGCGAUGGAUCGGCUCGAAGUCGCGCAUCGAAACGGGCAUUGGGUCAUCUUGAACAACAUCCACUUGAUGCCGAGGUGGCUCAUCACGCUCGAGAAGAAGCUGGACGAGUUUGCGCUGGAAGGAAGCCACAAGAACUUUCGCCUCUUUUUGACGUCGGACCCGUCGAAUGCGAUUCCCAUCGGCGUCCUCAAUCGAUGCAUCAAACUCACCAACGAGCCACCGAGCGGCCUCAAAGCCAACUUGAAGCGUGCGUUUGUGAGCUUUCCGAAAGAGUACAUUGAAGAAGCCGAAGGCAAGGUCAAGUCGAUUCUCUUUGGGCUGUGCCACUUCCACGCUGUCAUGAUGGAGCGCAAGAUGUAUGGCCCCCUUGGAUUCAACAUGAUGUACCCGUUCUCGCUCGGCGACUUGCGCGACAGUGCAAUCUGUUUGACCAACUACCUCGAAAACUCGGCGGGCGGCAAGAUCCCGUGGGCCGAUCUCAAGUAUAUCUUCGGCGAAAUUAUGUACGGCGGCCACAUUGUGAACGACUUUGACCGGCUCCUGGCCAACACCUACCUCGACUUCUACAUGCGCGACGAGCUCCUGGACGAGAUGGAGAUGUUUCCUUUUGUCGGGGACGAGAAGGGCCCGUCCUUCAUGUCCCUCGCGCCAUCGUCGUACGACAAGUACCUCGAGCACAUUGAGACGGAGCUCAAGUCGGACUCGCCGCUCGCAUUUGGGCUCCACCCGAACGCCGAAAUCGACUUUCGCACGACGCAAAGCGAAAGUUUGUUUCGAACGUUGAUGGAACUCCAGCCGCGUGAUGCGGCGGCAGGCGACGCGGCGUCCAGUCCGAUGGAGAUUGCUCGGACGGCGCUUGAAAUGAUCAUGGGGCGCAUUGGGGAAAAGAAGUUUGAAGUGGACGACAUCACGAGGUCGCUGGAAGAGAUCGGGCCGUACCAAAACGUGUUUUUGCAAGAGUGCGACGCGCUCAACGUGCUCUUACAGGAAAUCUCGCGAUCGCUCAACGAGCUCCAGCUUGGUUUCCUCGGUGAACUUACCAUGAGCGACGCGAUGGAAAGCGUCCAGGAAGCGCUCUUCCUCGACCGCGUCCCCAAGACAUGGGAAAAGCUCGCGUUCCCGUCCAUGCGGGCGCUCGGCGGAUGGCUCGUCAACCUGGAGCAGCGACUGGCGCAGCUCGACGAGUGGACGCAAAACCCGAGCGACAUCCCCAAAGUCACGUGGCUCAGUGGCAUGGUCAACCCCCAGUCGUUUUUGACCGCGAUCAUGCAAGUGACCGCCCAAAAGUGCCAGCUCGAACUCGACAAGCUCGUGAUCCAGACCGACGUGAUCAAGCGCAAGAGCACUGAAGUCGACGCACCUUCCCGCGAUGGCGCGUACAUCCACGGUCUGUUUCUCAUGGGCGCGCGGUGGGAUUCCAACAACACGACCGUGGACAAGUCGUUCCCGAAAGAGAUGUUUUGCGCCAUGCCCGUCGUCAAUUGCAAAGCGAUUCAGGCCGACAAGCUCGACCUCAAGGGAUCGUACCUCUGCCCGUGCUACAAGACCGAAUUCCGAGGCCCGACAUAUGUCUUCUCCGCCCAGCUCAAGACGAAAUCCCCACCGGCGCGGUGGGUGCUGGCCGGCGUCGCCCUCAUCAUGGAUGUCCCAGUUGUCUAGCCAAUGCCACGUCGGCGCUUGUAACAUAAAUAUUCUAUUCGCUCGACGCGUCCUACUGCAGCAGCAACUCGACGACGUGCAUGUGGCCGUUCGCCGUUGCCAGCCUCACGGCCUCGGCACGGUGCCACGUCGUUUGGAUGUUGUGCAUAAGAUAUCGCACGAUGCUCAAGUGCCCAUGGGCGGCGGCGCCAGUCAGGGCAAAGCUGGUGCAUGGGGCUUCGACGUGCUCGGCUAAAUACCGCACGAUCCGUUCGUGGCCGUUCAUGGCGGCGCGAUCGAUAGCUGCCCGCGUGCACCCUUCUCGUCGAUGCGUGUGAAGGUACUGGACAACGUCGAAGUGGCCAUUUUCGCUCGCCUGAUCCAUUGCGACAGACGUACAAGGAUGGCCGGUCUCGUGGAGGAAUUGCACAAUGUUCAAAUGCCCUCCCCAUGCUGCCGCAUCCAUCACGCUCGGAUUGUUUCGUUCGUCUAUCACGUCCAGCAAGUGCUUCAAAACGGCAACGUGGCCGCAGGAGGCUGCCGCUUCGAGAGUCAAACUCAACUGGAUUGGCGAGUGCAAGUAGGACGUGCCCAGCAGCCGACGGAGGAUCCCGAGGUGACCAGUUCGACCGGCCAACGGCAGGUGCCAUGCUUGACUCAUGCUGUCGUACCCGUUGUCGCAGAGAAAAUCGACCAUGUCCAUUCGUUGCAUGUGCAGAGCACCACGCAUCGCGUCGGAGGUACAGCCCUCCGUGCGAUGGUGCUGCAGCCACAUCGCGACGUCGAGGUGACCGUUUCGCACCGCAGCAUUCAUGGCAAAUGUCGAGCAGCCCUCGCUUCGGUUGGUGUGUAGCCACUGCACGAUGUCCAAGUGGCCGUUCGCUGCGGCCAGAUCCAUCGCGUUCCUUGUGCAUCCUUCGGAUCGAUGGUGUUGCAGCCACUCGACAACGUCCAAAUGACCAUUUGCAGCGGCUAAUUCCAUCGCCGCCACAGAGCAUCCCUCGGUUCGAUGCGCGUGGAGCCAUCGAACAACGUUCAAGUGUCCAUUCCCGGCAGCGUGGUCCAUGGCUGCGUCGGUGCAACCUUCAACGCGAUGGAGAUGUAGCCAUUCCACGACAUGAAGAUGCCCACCUGCUGCCGCUUCGUUCAUUGCGUCAGUCGUGCAUCCUUCAAUUCGGUGUUGGUGAAGCCACCGUACCACUUCCAAGUGGCCAUUAGACGCUGCAAAGUCCAUCGCGGCCUCCGCGCAACACUCAUCAUCUUCCCAUGCCAUGUGUAGGCGUUGCACGAGGUGGAGAUAUCCGCACGACGCAGCGUCCUCCAUGGACCAUUCGUUGGUCGUAUCGAUGAACUCACUGAUGAUGGCAAGGACAGAGUCGUCGUCGAUCGCGGCGCGGCAAGCAACGUCGACGCACGUCAAGUUCAUCCUUGGACGCGACAUGAUGCAAAAUGGUUC
This is a messenger RNA of Aphanomyces invadans, 15134 nucleotides long. RefSeq lists its product as hypothetical. Gene Ontology annotation, biological process: microtubule-based movement. NCBI's taxonomy places the organism in Eukaryota, Oomycota, Saprolegniomycetes, Saprolegniales, Verrucalvaceae. Gene Ontology annotation, cellular component: dynein complex. Gene Ontology annotation, molecular function: minus-end-directed microtubule motor activity; dynein intermediate chain binding; ATP hydrolysis activity. The record is from RefSeq and is a predicted model, not a curated record. The coding region runs from base 53 to 13699 and encodes 4548 amino acids. The transcript is spliced from 2 exons.